Molecule: messenger RNA, 1390 nt
Organism: Labrus bergylta (ballan wrasse)
Lineage: Eukaryota; Metazoa; Chordata; Actinopteri; Labriformes; Labridae
Gene: mtfmt
Product: mitochondrial methionyl-tRNA formyltransferase
Biological process (GO): biosynthetic process; conversion of methionyl-tRNA to N-formyl-methionyl-tRNA
Cellular component (GO): mitochondrion
Molecular function (GO): methionyl-tRNA formyltransferase activity
Source: RefSeq, a predicted model, not a curated record
UGUUAUUCGGAAAACAUGGCGGCGCCUGUUGGGGACACAUUACUGGCUAACCAACAACAGUGACUGUGCUGUGUAACAGUCACAGACAAUAAUAAUUGUAUUAAUUUAAUAAUAAUAAUAAUAAUUAUUAUUAUUGAGCCAAAGCGCACAGCUGGAGUCAAUAUGUGGACGAACAACAGGACAGCAGGUGUCUGUCUGAGAGUCCUUCACUGUUUACAGACAGGCUGCAGGACGUGGGGGGGAGUGAGGGGGGCUCACCUGUCUUCAUCAGGACCCCCGUGGAGACUUCUCUUCUUCGGCUCUGACAAUUUCGCUGUGGAAUCUCUCAAACUUCUCACAGUCAGCAGGAGCUCCACUGAUGGAUUAGUGGAGUCCCUUGAAGUUGUUACUCUGUCUGGUCACGUACCAGUGAAGAGGUUCGCUCUAGAGAACCAGCUCCCAACCCACAGCUGGCCCCCUGACAAUGUGGAUGGACGCUUUGAUAUCGGGGUGGUGGUGUCGUUUGGCUGUUUACUCCCAGAGAGACUAAUCAACAAGUUUCCAUAUGGGAUUUUAAAUGUUCACCCUAGCCUUCUGCCCAGGUGGCGAGGACCAGCACCCAUCUUCCACACCAUCCUGCAUGGUGAUACUGUGACAGGAGUCACAAUCAUGCAGAUCCGUCCUAAAAGGUUUGAUGUGGGCCCCAUUCUCAACCAGGAGGGCCAUCAGGUCCCUGAGGACUGCACUGCUGAUGAGCUUGGAUCUGCCCUUGCCACGAAGGGAGCACAUCUGCUGAUUGAUACCUUGAUGACACUGCCUGAGCGGAUGGGGAAUAAGAAGGAGCAAGGACAGACAGGUGCAACCUUUGCCCCAAAAAUCAACACAUCCAUGAGCUGGAUGGUGUGGGAGGAGCAGACUUGUGACCAAAUCAGUCGUCUGUAUCGUGCCAUCGGAUCUCUGACACAUUUGAGGACCAUAUGGAUGGGCAGGACUGUUAAACUUCUGAAUUUUGUAGGAAAAUGUCACAUUUCAUUGUCGGAUGAAAGGAGGAAACCCCUCCCUGGUUCAGUGAGCUAUCAGAGGGAGUCCAACACUUUGGCUGUCUGUUGUAAGGAUGGCUGGGUGGGGUUUAAGGAAGUGCUUCUUAAAAAGCGUCUGACAGCAGCUGACUUCUAUAACGGCUACCUGCAUCAGACAGACAGAGGACUUUUUGUUAGUAAAACAACAUCUGAAGCUCGCCAGAUGAGAGAAAACUCCAGUUUGUGACCCGACCACAUGGCAGCUCUCACUCUUAUUUAUAUUCCAUGUGUCUGUUUUAAGACAUGCGCAGUUCAUGCAUUUAGAGAAUUUAUUUGUACUGUAUAUUUAUAUUCAAAUAAAGUCUCUUUGAUGGAUAGAUGCCAGAAAUAAA